Messenger RNA from Cricetulus griseus (Chinese hamster), 1209 nucleotides. The record is from RefSeq and is a predicted model, not a curated record. NCBI's taxonomy places the organism in Eukaryota, Metazoa, Chordata, Mammalia, Rodentia, Cricetidae.
AUGAACCUAUGGAUGAGUUGCGUUUUCACUUUCCUUGCGCUCAGUGUGGUGAUUUUUGUGCUCUUUUAUCAAAGCCCGCUAAGCCCGUCCAGCUUCUUCCACCAGCCGCGCAACAGCUCCAGCGAAAAGUCGUCUGACAUCGCCUGUGAUUUCGGCUCGCAAAAUCUUACCUACUUCAAGUCGGGGAACACAUUGCCACAUCCUUUGGGAAGAAUCUCUUGCCAACUGUACCAGACCCAAAGCCACUAUAUCACCAGACGCCUGUCGGAAGAAGAGGCUGCCUUCCCCCUGGCCUACGUUAUGGUUAUCCACAAAGACUUCAACACCUUUGAAAGGCUCUUCAGGGCCAUUUACAUGCCCCAGAAUGUCUACUGCGUGCACGUGGAUGAAAAAGCCCCCGGGAAGUUUAAAGGGGCGGUGUGGCAGUUACUGCAGUGCUUCCCGAACGCUUUUCUGGCUUCUAAGUCUAAGAAGGUGGUCUAUGGUGGCUUCUCCCGCCUCCAGGCUGACCUGAACUGCAUGAAAGAUCUGUUGGCCUCCCCGGUCCCCUGGAAAUAUGUCCUUAACACCUGCGGGCAGGACUUCCCCCUCAAAACCAACAAGGAAAUAGUUCACCAUCUGAAAAGAUUUAAGGGGAAAAACAUCACCCCAGGGGUGCUGCCUCCAGCGCACGCAGUUGCACGGACUAAAUACGUCCACCGAGAAUAUGCGGGCAAAGACGGUAUCCGUUUGAAAAGAACAAAUACUUUGAAAAGUCCACCUCCACACCAGCUGACCAUCUACUUUGGCACGGCCUACGUGGCCCUCACCAGGGAGUUUGUCAACUUUGUCAUGACUGACAAAAGGGCCACUGAUCUCUUAGAGUGGUCUAAAGAUACCUACAGCCCUGAUGAACAUUUUUGGGUGACACUCAAUAGGAUUCCAGGAGUCCCUGGCGCCAUGCCAAAUGCAUCCUGGACAGGUAACCUCAGAGCCAUCAAGUGGAUGGAUAUGGAAAAUAAGCACGGAGGCUGCCACGGUCACUAUGUACAUGACAUUUGCAUCUAUGGAAACGGAGACUUAAAAUGGCUAAUAAAUUCAGAAAGCCUAUUUGCUAACAAAUUUGAGCUCAACACGUACCCUCUCACCGUGGAGUGCCUGGAACUGCGGCUUCGAGAGAGAACCCUCAAUCAGAGUGAAACCACCAUACAGCCUAGCUGGUAUUUUUGA